CGCCAUAAAAGAAAGUAUAGUUCUUAGUGAAAUUAAAUACUCUUUUAGCAUACAUUUUGUUAAUUAUAGCUUAUUGAAGUACUUUUCACUUUAAGCAAGUCAAAAAGCAGACGUUGUGAAGCAAAUAUUUUGUAAAUGAAUCUGUCAUUUUCAAGGACAAACCAGGACAUAAAGAAGCAACACUAGGAGGCAGUGAAUAUUUUUAAAUCUAUGAACUUUACCAUUUGUCCAAAUUUGGCUCUAACAUAAGUUUUUGCGGAUCACUAAUUUGGAGUGGUGGCUGGCGAAAUCACACAUUUGGAUUGAACGCCUUGGCUGACGAAAGAAAUAAGUACAAGGGCUCAUGAGAUAUGCGCGGAAUUGAAGGCAAAGUUGUGGUGUUGGGUUCCCGAGGAGUUGGCAAAACGCGUUUGGUCACAUCGUAUAUAAAGAAUACAUUGCACAAAGAUAUUGGCCCAACGAUAGCUGCAUCAUUUUUUACAUGCAAAGUAAUGCUAGACGAUGUAAAAAUCAAAUUGCAAAUCUGGGAUACAGCUGGACAAGAGCGCUUCAAAGCCGUUGCACCAAUGUAUUAUCGUAACGCUAACGCAGCCAUUUUGGUUUUCGAUUUGUCACAGCAUAAAACUUUUCGCGAAAUCAAAUCUUGGAUACAGGAGCUACAUCGUAACGUUCAGGAACCUAUGGUACUUACACUUGUCGGUAAUAAACUUGAUUUGCUUGCUCAUCGCACAGUUACGCACGAUGAGGCCUAUCUGUUUGCCUCAUCAAUCGGUGCCACCUAUUUUGAGGCUUCAGCUGAAACUGAUCAAGGACUCGAACAGGUAUUUCUCUCCACUGCACUUGGUCUUGUGCGGUUGGCAGAUGAGGGUAAAAGUCGUUCGUUACGUCAAUUCAAUUCGUGUGACUCUAUAUCUGCCUACACAAACAACAAUACUGCCUUAAGUCAUACCUCCGCGGCGUUGUCGGCGAAAAAUGCCAAUGCAGCUUUUCGCUUACCAUACGUACACAUUGGCAUACCGGUAGAUGGUGAUGAUGAGCGUAAAGUGACGGGUGUGGGAAGACUCGAGACACCAUCGUGGAGCAUUGAACAUAUCGCUUUGGGUGAAGCUGAGCCCACCAGUUGGUGUUGGUAAUGCAUGCAGAUAUUAAAAAGCUUCAAUUGGGGUAUUUAUUAUGGGGCAACAUCAAAAAAAGUGAUUCACUGAUGUAAAAACUCGGAAUUAAAAUGUUAGCGCAUUUAGUUUACUACAUGAUUGUAAAUGCAAUGUACAUAUAAAAUGCUAUUGAACUGUGGAACAAAAAGCAAUUAUAAAAGAUAUUUAAAUUACGGUCGUAAGCUUUUGUAAAUAAGCGCCGUUUGCAAUUAGUGGCCAUUUUCGUGAAAAAUCUCUAAAAUCCCUGACUCAAAAAUAGUUGAUAAGUUGCGCUACUUCCGACUUUUGUACUGAUAUUUAAUAUAAGCGCAUACGUAUAAGUCCAUUGUGCAUGCAAUUGCUAUUUACUCGAAAGCAAUUGUCUUUAAAUAAUAAUUUAUUCUUGUUAUAAAUAAUUAACAAUUUGAAGAAUUGUAGUUUUAGCAGUAAUUAUUUAAUUACCGUUUGCUUGGAGACGCUUUUGUUAAUAGCUUUAUUAAAUAUUAAAAUUUUCUUUCAAAUAACAAUAUGUGUACGUUUAUCAAAUCAAAAACAUGUACAAAAUAACAACAAAGUAUAUUGUAGUAGCACUAACCAUCGUCACAAUGAAAACAGACGAGGAAUGAAACUCAUAUUUUAAUAUUUCCAUACAAACAUAUUUAUGUAUAUACAUAUAGGGGUAUAUAAAGAGAUGCAAAUA
This is a messenger RNA of Rhagoletis pomonella (apple maggot), 1833 nucleotides long. RefSeq names its product vacuolar protein sorting-associated protein 21 (gene RabX1). The transcript is spliced from 4 exons. The coding region runs from base 351 to 1133 and encodes 260 amino acids. Lineage: Eukaryota; Metazoa; Arthropoda; Insecta; Diptera; Tephritidae. The record is from RefSeq and is a predicted model, not a curated record. Gene Ontology annotation, molecular function: GTPase activity; GTP binding.